AUGGCACGGUGCACCGCUGGGGUAGACCGCAGCCAAAUGUGCUUCCGCUGCGGUCAACCCGGUCACAAGGCUGGCAUUUGCACUGGCAAGCCAGCCGACCAUCAGACCGGGUCAAUGGCCUGCGCCAGGCCCAAGAAGAAGAACAAUGCCAGUAUCACGGAUAUGACAAAGAAGGCAACCAGCUCCUCGCAGCCGGUUCACCCGCCGGUUGCGGCAGAACAUCCGCCGAGGGCUGGGAGGGAGACAACGGACACGGACAUCAAUCGAUACCGCGCUCUUAGAUUAUUUGAAAGCCAACCGGACAGCGAACCCUCUACAAAAAUUAAGAAACAAAAAAGUAAAUCUUACUCCAGGUAA
Arctia plantaginis is the source of this 357-nucleotide messenger RNA. NCBI's taxonomy places the organism in Eukaryota, Metazoa, Arthropoda, Insecta, Lepidoptera, Erebidae. The record is from the annotation of a GenBank genome assembly.